This is a messenger RNA of Neurospora tetrasperma FGSC 2508, 900 nucleotides long. RefSeq lists its product as uncharacterized. The coding region runs from base 1 to 900 and encodes 299 amino acids. The record is from RefSeq and is a predicted model, not a curated record. The transcript is spliced from 2 exons. NCBI's taxonomy places the organism in Eukaryota, Fungi, Ascomycota, Sordariomycetes, Sordariales, Sordariaceae.
AUGAAUUCCACUUCCUCAAGGACAGCUUCACCGGCACCCCCAUCACCGCCAGCAAACCCCCGACUUCAAAUCAACACCUCCAUCCAGACCGACGAUGCAAACACAGAGUCCGCCACUUCCAGUUUCCAGAGAUCAUCCGCUCCAUCGCCGUCGCCAACUCUGUCAAGCCCACCUCAACCACUACCUUCAAACCCCACAGCUUCACAAUUGGAGCCCACUCCAUCCAUCUACUCCCCCCGCCCGGACCCUCUCCCAAACUCGGCAGAUGCAACGCGAAGUACCUCCCCCGUGGGCGUUGGUCCAACCCGUCCUAACUCGCCAGCACGUUUAGUAAACGAAGACGAACCCUUCGUCCCAGAAGUACCUAGCUCGCCUGUGUUGGCUCACUCGGUACCUGUCCCGGUUCCGGUGGGUGCGAGGGUGGAUGUGCCUGGAUUGGUUCAAGACGUGGACACAGAGCCCGAGCCAGGUCAAAGCUGCGAGACCACGACGAUUACCAUACCCCCUACGGCUGGCGCGACUGAUAUCACACUCGAGGAAGAAGACUUGUCCGCCAGGUUGUCAACCAGCUUAGACACGGACCUGGACACCGGGAUAGCCACAAGCACAUAUAAACUUACCCCCAGCCUCAUCCCCGAUGUCCUCAGCACGAGCACCAGGAAGAGCCCGCAGAAGGAGCCUGAGUCGGCGGUGGUGAUGGAGGGGAAAGGAAAUGAAGGGGUUGAAGAUGAAAGAAUGGAUUCUCAUCUCGAGGUGAAGGUGAAUGGAAGCAGGACUGCCUUGCUGGAAUUGGAGGAAGUAUUGAGUUCGGAGAAAGGAAAUCUGAGAGGAAAGGUAGAGAUGUCAGAGGCAAGAGUGAUGAAGGUACAAGGACAGGACACUCGUCCAAGCCACCAUUGA